Messenger RNA from Giardia duodenalis, 627 nucleotides. Its product is annotated as Ankyrin repeat protein 1. Gene Ontology annotation, molecular function: protein binding. The record is from RefSeq and is a predicted model, not a curated record. The transcript has a single exon. Lineage: Eukaryota; Fornicata; Diplomonadida; Hexamitidae. Bases 1 to 627 code for a protein of 208 amino acids.
AUGUCACGGCCGCCAAAUGGAAAGAAUGAUGACAAGUGGGAGAUUAUGGGGGAACCAACAGAGUACGUCUACACUAUAACAACUAAUCGAGCUUUUACAGCCCUCAUGGAGGCCGCCCGAGCGGAUGCGUUAGAGGAUGUUUUGAACUACUCCAGCACGCAGGCACGCAUGACAACUCCUACCGGGCAGACUGCAUUAAUGAUUGCUGCAGAAGCAGGAAACUUCAACUCUGCACGGGUGCUUUUGCCGCUGGAGAAAGGCAUGCAGACGAACGACGGACGUACCGCACUCAUGCAUGCUGCGGCAGCAGGCUCUAUCUCUCUUACCAAGCUUCUCAUUCCGCACGAAGCAAAGAUUACCAGUGAACGGGACGGUCACACGGCGUUGAUGGAGGCAGCUAGGGAAGGCCACUGUGGGGUUGUGGAGAUUCUUCUCCAGCACGAAGUCGGUAUGCGGCAGUACAUGGGUUUGACCGCUCUAAUUUACGCCAUCCAUGAGGGACACAGUGAGUGCGUCGCAGCCCUUGCAGAGGCCGAGAGCCACCUCUGCUCAUAUGAUGGGAAGAGCCCAGUUGUGCAUGCACUUGACACCGGCAACAAGUAUUUGUUUCCAUAUUUGAAGAUCUGA